UGUCCCGUGGCCCCCGCUCCCGAGUUGGGGGGAACCGACGCCGGGCGGCAGAGGGGCUCCGUGGGCAGGCCUAGGGCGGGGAGGGCACUGCACGAGAGUCAGCGCCGCCCGGACACAGCCCUCCCGCCGCCCCGAUGCACGCCGAGCCGCAGCCUUCUGCAAAGUCGUUUCUGCCCCGAGACAGCAGAGCCGGGCCCGGGCUUGGCGGAGAGCGGCGGAGGGGGCCCGGCAGCCCGGCUCAGCGCGGCUCGGCCCGCCCGGCUGUCCCCCGGCAGCUUUUGUUACAGGCGCAUCCGGCGCCAGGUUGACGCAGCAGCAGCGGCGGCGGCGGCAGCGACGACCCCGGUUCUCCGUUUACCCGCAGCGGCCCCCCGGUGUCGCGGGCUGCGCGAGUCCCCUCGGCCCCCCGCCCUGCCGCCCCCUCAUGCGAGGGGGCCCCGGUCGGCCCCGCCGCCGCGCUCCCACGCCGCCCCGCCUCGCCUCUCCCCCGCGCCGCCGGGAGCCGCCACCUGCGCGCCGCCGGGCGCGGGCUGCGGGGCCAGCGGCGAGCAGGAACCGGGAGGGCACCGGACGAUGCCGGAGACCGGGCAGGAGCCGCCCAGCGCCCCUCCGCCUCCCCCUAAGGAGUCCUUCUACAUCAAGAACCUGCUCAACGGCGGCCCCCCCAAGGCACCCCCCAAGCAGCCACGGGCUCUGUUCGCCCCUUCGGGCAAGGCGACGGUGGACGGCGGCGGCUUCGCCCUCUCGCAGGUGGGCGACCUCGCCUUCCCCCGCUUCGAGAUCCCGGCGCCGCGCUUCGCCCUGAGCGCCCACUGCCUGGAGCGAGCCCAGACCUGGUGGUACCCCUACGCCCUGACGCCGGCCGGAGCCCACCUGCCCCGCACGGAAGCCGCGGAGAAAUCCCUGCUGAGGGACUCGUCCCCUGCUUCGGGCACCGACCGGGACUCCCCGGAGCCGCUGCUGAAGGCGGAGGGGGAGCAGAAGGACCUGGACUCCAAGAGCCCCGACGAGAUCGUCUUGGAGGAGAGUGACUCGGAGGAGGGGAAGAAGGAAGGAGGCGCGGAGGACUGGAAGAAGCGGGAGGAGAGCCCGGAGAAGAAACCCUGCCGCAAGAAGAAGACGCGCACGGUGUUCAGCCGCAGCCAGGUCUUCCAGCUGGAGUCCACCUUCGACAUGAAACGCUACCUGAGCAGCUCGGAGCGGGCCGGCCUGGCCGCUUCUCUCCACCUGACAGAGACCCAGGUGAAGAUUUGGUUCCAAAAUCGUCGCAACAAGUGGAAGAGGCAGCUGGCGGCCGAGCUGGAGGCGGCCAACCUCAGCCACGCCGCCGCGCAGCGCAUCGUCCGCGUCCCCAUCCUCUACCACGAGAACUCGGGCGCGGAGGGGGCAACGGGGGGCGGCGGAGCCCCCGGUACCCAGCCCCUGCUCACCUUCCCUCACCCCGUCUAUUAUUCCCACCCCGUGGUCACCUCUGUGCCGCUCCUGCGGCCCGUCUGAGCCCGCCCGCCCGCCGCCGCUACGCGGAGAGGCGCGGAGAGGCGCGCGAGUCACCGGCCCGCUUGUAAGUACUCCAAUCACUCGUGGGAUUCAUCCGGCCGGCGUCUGUGAAGCUGGGGGGUGGGAAAUGUGGGGAGGGGAGAGAGAGGGGUGCGGAGGGACCCCUCGGCGGGUGGCUCUUGGAGGAAAGUCACGAAAAUUUAGGAUUUAAAAAAAUCAAAAAUAAUAAAAAUGGGGGGAGGGAAAGGAAAAUAAAGAAAAUGAGAGCGGGAACUUGUAGAGAACCCUGGAGCUGUCACACCUUUUGUAAACGUGGACAAACCCUGCGAUGGUCUCUGUGGCUUUAGUUUUAUUUUUGUAAGAAAAAAAAAAAGGAAAAAAAAAAA
Molecule: messenger RNA, 1883 nt
Organism: Dryobates pubescens (Downy woodpecker)
Lineage: Eukaryota; Metazoa; Chordata; Aves; Piciformes; Picidae
Gene: HMX3
Product: H6 family homeobox 3
Exons: 3
Coding region: 574-1497 (307 amino acids)
Biological process (GO): regulation of transcription by RNA polymerase II
Cellular component (GO): nucleus
Molecular function (GO): DNA-binding transcription factor activity, RNA polymerase II-specific; RNA polymerase II transcription regulatory region sequence-specific DNA binding
Source: RefSeq, a predicted model, not a curated record